CAACCUACUCUCACAGGACCUGGACCUUAUAAAUACAACUUCCCUGAGCAAAAGUAGACACAGAACACCUUUAAAAUGGAACCAGUGCAGUACAGCUACGAGGAUUUUUCUCGAUUUCCCGCUGCAGUCUUUUGGAUGAUGGGUUACGAUGUGCUUGGUGUUCCAAAGACCCGAUCCCAGAGGAUACUAUAUCGACUGUAUCGCUUUCUGUGCCUAGCCAGUCACAGCGUCUGCGUGGGAUUCAUGAUAUUUCGAAUGGUUGAAGCUAAAACCAUUGACAACAUACCGCUGAUCAUGCGUUAUAGUACUCUGGUAACAUAUGUCAUCAACUCGGAUACUAAAUAUGCCACCGCCAUGCAACGCGUUGCCAUCCAAAGUUUGAACUCCAAACUGGCCUCAAUUUAUCCGAAGACCACGCUGGACAGGAUAUAUCAUCGGGUGAACGACCACUAUUGGUCGAAGUCAUUCGUAUACUUAGUUAUCAUUUACAUUGGCUCGUCGAUCAUGGUUGUCAUCGGUCCGAUUCUUACGUCGAUUAUAUCUUAUUUUACCCAUCAUGGAUUUACCUACAUGCACUGCUAUCCCUACUUUAUAUUUAAUCCUGAAAGGCAUUCGAAGUGGAUCUACUUGGCAAUUUAUGUUCUGGAAUGGCUGCAUAGCACUCAAAUGGUCAUCUCGAAUAUCGGCGCGGACAUCUGGCUGAUUUACUUUCAGGUCCAGAUAAAUCUCCAUUUCAGGGGCAUUAUACAAUCGUUGGAGGAUCACAAGCCCAGUGUGGAGAACGAUUAUGAGGAUAGACAGUUCCUGGCGAAAAUUGUGGAUAAGCAAGUUUACCUUGUCAGUAUGCAAAACGAUUUGAAUCAGAUUUUUGGAGGAUCUCUGCUUUUGAGCCUGCUGACCACCGCAGCGGUUCUCUGCACAGUGGCGGUGUACACCCUGCUUCAGGGAGUCUCUUUGGAGGGCUGUACCUAUGUCAUUUUCAUCGGGACUUCGGUUAUGCAGGUGUACUUGGUGUGCUAUUACGGUCAGCAAGUCCUGGAUUUGAGUGCCCAGGUGGCCCAUGCCGUGUACAAUCAUGACUUUCACAACGCGUCUAUAGCUUAUAAAAAGUACCUGCUGAUAAUUAUUAUAAGAGCACAUCAACCCGUGGAAUUGAGUGCCAUGGGUUACCUGCCCAUAUCGCUGGACACCUUUAAACAGUUGAUGAGCGUGACUUACCGGGUUAUGACCAUGCUUAGGCAGAUGAUUCAGUAGAGGGCAAUAAAAGCACGGAUUUAGCAACUUUAGCCACGCUUUAAUCGCAC
Messenger RNA from Drosophila suzukii, 1304 nucleotides. RefSeq names its product Odorant receptor 85f (gene Or85f). The record is from RefSeq and is a predicted model, not a curated record. NCBI's taxonomy places the organism in Eukaryota, Metazoa, Arthropoda, Insecta, Diptera, Drosophilidae. Gene Ontology annotation, molecular function: olfactory receptor activity; odorant binding. Gene Ontology annotation, biological process: sensory perception of smell; detection of chemical stimulus involved in sensory perception of smell. Gene Ontology annotation, cellular component: plasma membrane.